Molecule: messenger RNA, 1215 nt
Organism: Pelodiscus sinensis (Chinese soft-shelled turtle)
Lineage: Eukaryota; Metazoa; Chordata; Testudines; Trionychidae
Source: RefSeq, a predicted model, not a curated record
AUGGACCUCUUUGUUUCUCAGGCAGUAGAGGACAGGGUUGAGCACGGGGAUCAGGACUGCGAACCAGAUAGACAUUAUUUUGUGUACGAUCGUGGGAGCAUUGAACUGUGCAACGACAUAGAAUGUCAUUGCGCUCACAUAGUAAACUGUCACCCCAAUGAGGUGGGAGGAGCAGGUGGAAAAGGCCAUUUGCCUGCUGGUGUGGGAAGGAAUUCUCAGGAUGCUGGCGAUGAUGCAAAGGUACAAACCACGGAGCAAAUGGAAGGAGGAAAUCAAACGCCCAUCAUGGAACUUAUCCUCUUAGGAUUAGGGAACGGCCCUGAACUGCAGUCCCUCCUCUUCGUGCUGUUUCUAGUCAUCUACCUUGUGGCUGUGGCCGGGAACCUCCUCAUCAUCGUGCUAGUGGUGACUGAUCCGCACCUUCACACCCCCAUGUACUACUUCGUGGUCGGCUUGUCUGGUGUGGAGAUCUUUUAUGUCUCCACCACCCUGUCCUGGCUGCUGGCCAGUCUCGCAACUGGGGACAGAACCAUAUCUCUACAGAACUGCUUUGUGCAAUAUUUCUUGUACAUUAUCCUUGCCAAUGCAGAAAGUCUGCUGCUCACAGCCAUGUGUUGCGAUCGGUAUCUAGCGAUCUGCCACCCCCUCCGCUACGCUGCUCUGAUGAACAUCCAGAUCUGUUGCCACAUGAUAGCAGGGUCCUGGAUAAUCAGCAUUUUAUACUGUUUCACGUUCCAUAUGUUCAUUUUGCAAUUCAGAUACUGUGGUCCUAAAGAAAUUGACCAUUUCUUUUGUGAUUUUGCAGUCCUUUCAGAGCCGUUCUGUGGGGCUGACAUCCAGACUAUGCACCUGGUGGCAUUUCUUGUGACUGUCAUCUUGACUGUUGUGGUUUUUUUGUUUAUCCUGACAACCUACAUUUGCAUCAUCGCCAACAUCCUGAGAAUCUCUUCCAGCACCGGGAGGCAAAAGGCCUUUUCCACCUGCUCCUCCCACCUCAUUAUGGUUGCAGGUUACUAUGUGAGCUCAAUAAUAGUCUAUGUCGUUACGCUCUUCAACCCUCCCGUGAUCCUCUACAAAAUAUUGUCUGUGUGGUUUGCAAUCCUGAUCCCCGUGCUCAACCCUGUCCUGUACUGCCUGAGAAACAAGGACGCCCAUAAGGCCCUGAGAGAUGGUCUUCUGAAACUGGCUGCUUUCAGACACAGGCCUGAAGUGUGA